UUCUACACAUGUCAUGUCAUGUCAUCAUAUCAUUUUCAUUUUCAAAAAGCAUGUCCAAAGGAUUUUCAAAAUUCCGCGGUCGACACAAUAUUCCGCCGAUAAAACGCAUUUUGUUUAAAGUCAAUCCUGCCCAGCCGCCGGGUGAUCCCAAAAAAGUAGAUUUCGACGUCAAAAGAAUACCAAAACCUCCGCAGUUCAUAGAAAAUGCAUCUUACCAAGAACAAAUGAGACGACAUUCCAAGAAAGUACAAAGGACUAUUGAGUCUUUACGAACUGAGGCAAACAAGCAAAACGAGUUCCCGAAAGUUCAAGAUUAUCCAGACGAUCUAAUGUAAACAAGUUCUGUGGAAUGACAUUAAAAUAAAAUAAAUUCAUAUUAACAGUCGUUGUUCCAAUCGAAGGUCGGAAUUGCUUACCGCAAAAAUUCAAUGUAAUUUCCCAUUAAGGCCUCUUAUUAAAUUCUCUACCCUGAAAAAAAAUAACUUCGCCCUUCUUGGCUGCAAAUUCUAAUUUCGGGAUCCUAAAACGUUUCUAAUAAAUUAUUCCUGAAAUUUAUUAAAUAUUAAAGUGGGCCCCGCCACAAG
Messenger RNA from Ceutorhynchus assimilis (cabbage seed weevil), 584 nucleotides. NCBI's taxonomy places the organism in Eukaryota, Metazoa, Arthropoda, Insecta, Coleoptera, Curculionidae. The record is from the annotation of a GenBank genome assembly.